AUUUUUUAAAAUUUUUUUUGAGAAGAUUUUUUUUUAAGGAUCUUGCUAACGAGUGCCCCGGGCACUCUUUAAGCAUUCAAUUUAAAGGAACUUUUUAUUCAAAAAGUUAAACACUACAAUUUUCAAUGCGUUGACUUUACACAUUCCAAUAAAAAUUCUAUAUAAAAUUCAGAGGCUUCAAUUUUCUCAGAGGAACAAUUUAACAACGAAGCUUCUGAAAUAAUAAUAGAAUUAGGGUUUUCAGUAUUCAAUGACGAAGACGACGAAAGGUGGUAAGGUCAUGAACCCUACCGAUGCUUAUCGCAAGGAGCUUCGGAAGAAGGAAUUGAAAAGGAAUAAGAAAGAAAGAAAGAAGGUGAGGAAGGAGGGGAUUUUGAUGAAAGAUCCUGAACAAAUCAAGAAGCAGAUUGAAAACUUGGAAAUGAUGAAGGCUGAUGGCGCCUUGGAUAAAGCAAGAAAGCACAAGAAGAGGCAACUGGUAGAUUCACUUAAUGUUGUCUUGAAGAUGAGGAAGGAAUACGAAGAGAAAAUGCGUGAGAAGGGUGAGGUCCCUGUUAUGUUCAGUCAUUUGGGGCCUCCUCGAAGGAGAACAAGUGCAGAAGAAGAAGAGAGAGUUAAUCACCCACUACCAGAGGACUCUGUUUAUUACCAUCCUACCUUAAAUCCUACCGGGGCUCCACCGCCAGGGAAACCUCCUAUGUUCAAAUCGUCUAUAGGACCUAGAAUUCCCUUGGUUGGUUCGUCAAGUACUGGUGGAUCAUCCUUGGCAACAGUGUCCGAGGAUGGUGUAUUAGCUGUACCUCCACCUCCCCCACCACCACCACUGCCUGAUGCCAGUUCAGCUGACGGUACUGUUUUACCCGCAUCAUUGCCACUGCCUCCCCCACCUCCCAUGCCUCCAAAGCCCGCUGAUGCAGUGCCUGCGUCAUUACCACCACCUCCUUUGCCACCUCCACCUCCUGGUCCUCCACCGAAAGAGCAAGCUGUAAAUCGGCCUUUACCCCCUCCUCCUCCACCCCUGCAACAGUCUCAGCCACCUCCACCUGGCACCAGUGAAGGUGAAGAGAGAAACCAGUCUGCAUUGCCAGAUAAUCUAUCUUCCAAGGGGCCUGGUCAGGUGCAGCUUCCUCCGCCGCCUCCUCCACCAAGUCGCAUGCCACCAAAUUCUGGGACCAAUCAGUCUGAUGGUGCCGUGGUUUUUACUGACAAUAAGAAUUCUCUGUCAAACCAGGAGAUCCAAAAAAUGGUUCCUGGGCCUCCUCCUCCAAGGCAACAACCUCCUGGUCCAGGACCCACUUUAAUCCCAAGCUUACAGCCUGAUGUAUUGCCUCCUGGAAUAUCUCGGUUCCCACCACCCCCACCCCCACCUGAUAUGAGACCUCCCUUACCUGUGGCUGGACUUCCUGGUCAGGCACCACCUCCUGGAAUGAUGGUCCCCAUAAUCCCAAGGCCCCCAUAUGGUCCUCCACCUGGUCCUCCUCCAAUGAUGAGACCACCACUUCCACCUGGUCCUCCUCCAAACUUUCACGAAGAGGAUUAUAUGGCAAGUAAGCCAGCUCCUCCUCAGAAACCAUCAUAUGUUAAAUCUGCUGCUUCUACUGUUGUUAAAAGACCAUUAGCUCAGCACACUCCAGAACUAACAUCAAUGGUUCCUGCGUCUGUGCGGGUGAGAAGGGAGACUGCAAUGACCAAAACAAAACCAAAACCACCAGUGUCAACAUCAACAUCCAGGACAGUCUCUGUGACACUAGGGCCAAGACCGACUAUUGUAAAACCAAAGCCAGUGAGCUCGUCAUCUGCUCCAAAAGCACCCAGCAUUGAUGACUCGUACACAGCUUUCUUAGAGGACAUGAAAGCCCUUGGUGCCCUUGAUGGUUGAGAUUACUAUGAAUGGCAGAGUCAUAAAAUGGCGAGGAUGUGCACAGUUUGUAUUCAAUGAACCACUCAUAGUUUUUUUUUUUUUUGAACGGCUGACGAUAAAGUAUUUAAUACCUUGAAAGCUAAUGUGAUUCUAAUUCAUAUCCUCUCUCCCUUA
Molecule: messenger RNA, 2035 nt
Organism: Trifolium pratense (red clover)
Lineage: Eukaryota; Viridiplantae; Streptophyta; Magnoliopsida; Fabales; Fabaceae
Product: protein EARLY FLOWERING 5
Exons: 9
Coding region: 251-1879 (542 amino acids)
Biological process (GO): mRNA cis splicing, via spliceosome
Cellular component (GO): spliceosomal complex
Source: RefSeq, a predicted model, not a curated record